This is a messenger RNA of Oppia nitens, 2726 nucleotides long. Its product is annotated as E3 ubiquitin-protein ligase MYCBP2-like. NCBI's taxonomy places the organism in Eukaryota, Metazoa, Arthropoda, Arachnida, Sarcoptiformes, Oppiidae. The coding region runs from base 114 to 2432 and encodes 772 amino acids. Gene Ontology annotation, cellular component: nucleus. The record is from RefSeq and is a predicted model, not a curated record. The transcript has 6 exons.
AGUUUGCAAACCGUUAACUAAAGACGACUAUUCAUCAGUUUGUCGUUUUGAGAGCCACGGAGGAGGUUGGGGUUUUUCUAGUCAUUCGAUAGAAUGCUUUUGUAUCGCAAAUUAUGGACGAAAGUCACGAAACAUUCCUCUCGUGUUACCAUUCCUUCUAUCCGAACGGUUCGCUCAGAUGGCGAGCGCUUUGCGAUCUUUUGCUUAACGACGACAAUAGGUUAUCGCAAAAGUUUUGUUCCUAUUUAUUGUCUGCAAUGUUAGCCGCUUUGUGUCGACCGUGUGUUCGCUUAACCCAAACGUUUCCCAUUAUGAAUGGUUUGGAUGUCUAUAAUCUUCAGAGUCCUUCUGAACUUCAGAGUCCUAUUUCUGAUUUAGGCAUAAGUUAUGAGAAUUCUGUAUUAAACGAAAAAAUUCAGGAAAAGACUGACGAAGAAGGGUGUCAUUCGGGAACUGAGUGUUCAUUUCGUGAUAUUUUCAAUAAUUUGCUUAAAAUAAUCGGUCAACCGAUUAGGUAUAGUCUACAACAAGAGAGCAAUACAUUGGACAUGGAUUUAGAAUCAGAAAUAGAGUCCGACAACAGUUAUACACAAUUAGUCGAGAAUUCGUGUAAUCUUAUCAUAACAAUUAUGUCUGAAUUGGUGGCUCAGGUGACUGGAAUCGGGUUUGACUCACACGUGAUGAGUGGCCAACAAUUACAUUUAACUCCGUCCAGAUUUUCGCGUAUUUCACAGAACAGGACGUGGAAUACAGGCAAUGGAUCUCCCGAUGCUAUUUGUUUUUCAGUAGACAGAGCAGGCAUUUCUAUUGCUGGUAUUACAGUUUAUGGAGGUAUUGGUAAUGAAUGGCACUAUGAACUGGAAUUACUUGAUUAUAAUGGAGUUGCCGUUCACGACGAUAAGUCAUUAUCACGCGAUGGACAGUCACACUCAUGGCGUACCAUAGAGUUAGUGAAAGGCACCUAUAGUUUUGAAGAUAAAUCCAGUGAUGUCUGUGAAAUGAAAUUCGACAGAUCAGUAUUGAUUGCACCAAAUGUUAAGUAUGCCAUACGUCUCAAAAAUCACGGCCCGCGCACUAACAACGGUGACGCCGGACUCACACAUAUCAGAGGAGCCGACGGAACAACCUUUACGUUCAGUGACUGUUCGCUAAGUUUUAACGGAACUAAUCAUACGAGAGGACAAAUACCACAGAUUCUAUACUAUAGUACCCCUCAGUCUAGUAAAAGUGAUUCAAAACAUUUUGUUAUUAAUAAAGAAAUUCCCCGCAAAAAUGCCAUCGCUAUCACCGAAAGUGUUAUCUCAUUAACUGUAGAUCUGUUACUUCAGGCCCAGGAGUGUCCAUCCGUUGAUCUCAUUUGGAAGAUCUCUUCAUCGCUUUUGAUUAAAAAGUUGUUGCCAUCACUUCUCAACUAUUUAUCUCCAGUUGUUUCAACUGACACCAAGAGUGCAAUACAAAUAUUAUCAACAAUCAGACAAUUAGUGCCAUUAGUUGUGUUUCUAAACAAAUCUAACGACUUCUGUGCAAUCAAUCAAUCAUCUCCUUUACCGCCAUCGAGUCCACCGAUAACAACAUCCAGACAUUAUGUGACUGUAGAGAGUGAUCAUCCGUAUAAAUCAGCGACUGUUUGCAAUUAUUUGGUUAAGUUUGCGCCGACAGUAAAGUGGAUGUGCAUAGAAUUUGACAGCCGAUGCGCGACCGCUCAACCGGAAGAUAUACUUCAGAUGUAUAUUCCUGAAUAUCGACUGACAAAGUGUUGGGAGUCAUCAAAAACUACAAAAUAUUACGAUAACAACAAAAGCUUAUGGCCUGUGCUUAAAAAGUUUUCAGGAAAGUCUAGUAAUUGGCCGACAAAUUCAGUGGUAAUUCCAGGCAAUGAAAUGAUAUUUUCAUUGGAAACGGCAUCCGAUUACGUGAAAGAAGAUAAAAGUCUUUACUAUGGAUUUAGAGCUCAAGUGAUUGGUUACGAAAAUCCGUUAACUGAAGGCUUAUAUUUAGGUCUACAGUAUUUGGAACAGGAGUUGACUUAUUUGUCCGGUAUUUGUAUUAAAACACUUUUGAAGAAAAAUCUCAUUUUCCCACAAAAUCCGAUUGAAUCGGAAGUCAAAUACGAAUCAAUUCUACAGACAUUUGAAGCGCAUUCAAGUUUGUUAAGCAAAGGUUUAGCACUUUCACGAACUAUGACCGCCACUGAAGCUAUCGAUGAUGUCAUACCUGUCGCUAAUGAACAUCCGUUUCUCAAAGAUUUUAUUUGUUUAACUCCCGGUACGUCCGGCGCCAGACUCGCUAAAUGGUUUCAAAGCGAAUCGUUUGUUGAUCCAAAUCAAUGUGAAGUGCACUGUAGUUGUGGUACAGAUCAGGAACUGCAAUGCGGUUGGCCUACUGUUAUCACUGUCAUCACUCGUGACCAAUACGGACAUAUAAUAUUAUGACUGGAAUCAGGAAAAGGCUGUCUCGUCAACGGCCUAUUCACGUGAAUAACUCAGUAAUAAGUAGUGUUUUAUAACAUUUUUUGUCAUUUAUUUCGUCAAAUCUAAUAAAUUUAGUUCAUUUGCUGUCUUUUACAGACAAUUAUUCGUCUAUUUUGAUCAUCAAAUCAUUCAGAAUUUCUAUUAACAAAUCGAUUCAAGUGUUUUAAAUCAACCAUUGCUUAAGUUUUGUUUUUUUUUUAUAGUCAAAGCCAUCGUCCAAACCAUUAAUUAUUAUUAUUAUUAUAAAUUAUGAAU